This is a messenger RNA of Funneliformis caledonium, 382 nucleotides long. Lineage: Eukaryota; Fungi; Glomeromycota; Glomeromycetes; Glomerales; Glomeraceae. The record is from the annotation of a GenBank genome assembly.
AAUACAAAAUUUUAUUGAUCGAUUAACUCCUAAUAUAUACGAAAAUCCAAUUUCUACUGAAGAAUAUUUGCGGUCUAAAAAAAAAGAAACAAUUCAUCAGAUGAUAACUGAUGAGGAAAUUAUAAAAUUAAUGAAAGAACCAGAAGUAGAACCAAAUAAUGAAGAACUGGAAAUUCCUAUUAUCAGUAAUUAUGAAACACUAGUAGCACUUAACCAAAUAAUCAUAUAUACAAAACAAAAAUCUGAUAAAAUUGAUUUUUUAAAGGAACAAAUUCAGGUAAUAAAAAAAUUACGAAAAGCAGUAGAACGAGAAGAAUUCUAUUUUAAACAACAAGUUACAUUGAAUUCAUAUUUGGGAAAUGCGAAUAAGGCUAAAGAAUAA